UUUUAAAUUAACCAUGUGUUGAACUGUCCAGUAGAUUCUUAUGAGUCCGAGCAUUACAAUCAAAUCAUUUCAGGAGGACUGUUGCUUAGUAACCCCAACCCUCUCCAGCUUUAAUAUUUGAAUGUAAACACGUCAGUUAGUCUGCGCUCGAGAGCCUUAUUGAAGACCCACACCACACAUCACCAGCUACAAGCUACUAUUCCAGAAGCAAGAUGGCCAUGAACAGUAUCCUCAACGCUGAUGACAUCAAGAAAGCCCUGGCCGCAUUUGCAGCUGUUGAUUCCUUCAACCAUAAGAAGUUCUUUGAGAUGGUGGGUCUGAAGGCCAAGUCAGCUGAUGAUGUUAAGAAGGUCUUCCUGGUUGUGGAUGCUGACAGCAGCGGCUUCAUAGAGGAGAACGAGAUGAAAACUUUACUGAAGAGAUUUUCCCCAGAGGGAAGGGACCUGAGCGAUAAGGAAACCAAAGCAUUCCUUCAGGCAGCCGACACGGAUGGAGAUGGCAAGAUUUCUAUCGAUGAGUUCACUGCCCUGGUGCACCAGUAACAGUUACCUCCCUGCGGAGUAGGGCUCCCCCACCCCACACCUGCUCCCAGACUGUUGCCCACCCCCCAACACGACUCUGUUCCUCCUCCCUCACCCCUCUGACCUGUCUGACAUGCUAAGCUUAGCUCUUGAUUUUGCCCCUUUUUUCCCCUAUCCCCCUCCACUGGUAGAGUUGUAAAAAUGAACAAACACUGAAAGAGGUCAGACUG
Messenger RNA from Osmerus eperlanus (European smelt), 751 nucleotides. Its product is annotated as parvalbumin-7-like. The record is from RefSeq and is a predicted model, not a curated record. The coding region runs from base 213 to 542 and encodes 109 amino acids. The transcript has 5 exons. Gene Ontology annotation, molecular function: calcium ion binding. Gene Ontology annotation, cellular component: cytoplasm. NCBI's taxonomy places the organism in Eukaryota, Metazoa, Chordata, Actinopteri, Osmeriformes, Osmeridae.